Marchantia polymorpha subsp. ruderalis is the source of this 1233-nucleotide messenger RNA. Lineage: Eukaryota; Viridiplantae; Streptophyta; Marchantiopsida; Marchantiales; Marchantiaceae. The record is from the annotation of a GenBank genome assembly.
UCGGAUUGCUCGGAAGCAAGUGUGCUGUUGCUCGUGUUCUUUCCGGCCAUAGAGCAGAGGUUCCGAGCGACGAAGCACAAGGUCUAAGAAGAGGAGUAAGACGCCAGAUUCAUUCUUCGGCCGGAGUUGAGCAACUUCCUUCUGAACGCCCGUUGUCGGGAGAUCUAGCAGAGGUCGGGAACCAUGUCGUGGCAAUCGUAUGUGGACGAUCACCUGAUGCUCGAAAUCGAACCCGGCCGCAGGCUGGUAGGCGCGGCCAUCAUCGGGCAGGAUGGCAACGUCUGGGCGCAGAGCGCUGAAUUUCCCGAGCUGAAGGACAAUGAGAUCGACAACGUCGUGAAAGGAAUGGUGGAUAAUGGUCAGCUUGCACAGGCUGGUUUGUAUUUGGGAGGACUCAAGUACAUGGUCAUUCAGGGUGAAGCUGGUCAGGUCAUUCGAGGAAAGAGGCAACAAACUGGAGUGACCAUCAAGCGGACAAACAGCGCUUUGGUGAUUGGUAUAUACAAGGAACCAACGAAAGGUCCAGAAUGCAACGUUAUUGUGGAGAGGAUGGGUGACUACCUGAUUGAACAGGGAAUAUGAGAAACAGUUGUUUACAACUGCUAUUUUUUAUCCCAGACUGUAGGGUACUCUGUGAUCCAUAUGAACUCGCCCUCUCUCAGUACGGGAAGGAGGUUUAUUCGCGGGUUGGAUGUAGAAUUUAUGAAUCGGUUGUUUUAGAUUCCGUUUGAAGAGUCCUUUACAGGUCCGACAGAUGGGACAUGAAAAGAAAGAAUACAUAUAUAUCUAUACACAUGAUCUGCAUGGUUGGGUGUACAGGAUCGCUUAGUGGUUCUUGGUCUGGUGAGAAAUCUGCAUGCUGGUCGAGCAGACGUCGCAUCCUUAGGGGAGUUGAAAACGGGUUUGGAUGGAUGUAGCGGACUUUCUUCGUGCUCUGUUAUCUGGCGUGUAGAGCAUGGGUUCACGUUUUCGAAGUAUUGAGCAUGUCCGCUCUGUAAUGUUUCUCUCAUUAUUUUAGUGGAUCUGGAAAUCCGAAGUUUAACCUCGUAACAGGGACUUGUCACAAAUUCGAAGCUACUGUUCUUCACUUUAUUUGUCAGAUGAAUUUCCGUUUAUUUCCCUAGGCCCCGUAUUCACCAGUGCACUAAUUUGAAUCGUCUGCAAGUGAAGCAUCAGGCUAGGAGCAUAUUCAAAUUCUGGGAUAUGUAUUUUUUUAUACUUAUGUGACAGUAC